This is a messenger RNA of Neltuma alba, 1249 nucleotides long. Its product is annotated as GDSL esterase/lipase At5g03610-like. Lineage: Eukaryota; Viridiplantae; Streptophyta; Magnoliopsida; Fabales; Fabaceae. The record is from RefSeq and is a predicted model, not a curated record. The coding region runs from base 1 to 1053 and encodes 350 amino acids. The transcript is spliced from 6 exons. Gene Ontology annotation, molecular function: hydrolase activity, acting on ester bonds.
AUGCCCAUCAUCAAUGGCGAACCAAACUUAUCAGACUCUUCUCUCUCUUCUGUCUUGCUUAGUCUCUCUGCCAUUUUCACUGUGAUCGAAGGAUCAGAGAAAAAGCUGUUUGUUUUUGGAGAUUCCUAUGUGGACACCGGCAAUUUCUUAAACUCUCCGUCAUUCAAGCCUCCCUACGGCGUCACUUUUCCCGGUACACCGGCCGGCAGGUUCUGUGAUGGUCGUGUUCUCUCUGAUUAUUUAGCUUCGUAUAUGAACAUAACAUCACCAGUGCCAUAUGAACAAAGGAAGUCUGUGAACCAAUCAGUGAUAGGAAAUGGGAUGAACUUUGGUCAUGGAGGGACUGGUGUGUUUCAGACAAUGGUGGAUGGACCAAACGUCACCACCCAAAUUGACUUGUUCCAACAGUUACUUCAACAAAAUGUGUUCACCAAACAAGACCUUCAAUCCUCCAUUGCUCUUGUCAAUGCCGCUUCCAAUGAUUAUGACACUUUCUUAGUCAAAAAUGGAUCCACCAAGGAUUUACCAGCCUUUGCUGAGUCACUUGUGAAUCAAAUUUCAGUGAAUCUGGAGAGAAUUCACAGUCUGGGAGUGAACAAAAUAGCAGUAGGGUUAGUGGCACCUUUGGGAUGUUUGCCACUUGAAUCAGUGACCUCUUCAUAUCAGAAUUGCAGUGAUGAAGCAAACACACUGGCAAAUUAUCACAACAAUCUACUUGUUCAGAAAGUCAAAGACCUGAACAAGAAUCAAUCAUCAGCUUCAGGACAACCAGUUUUCAUAACUCUAGAUCUCUAUAGUGCCUUCCUCAACACUAUUACUACCUUGCAGAAAAAACGUGCUGGAAAUCCAACGUUGAUGAAUCCAUUAGAGCCAUGUUGUGUGGGUUUGAAAGGAGGGGGGUGUGGGAUCGUGGAUAAGAAAGGAGAGAAGCAAUACAAAGUAUGUGAGAAAGCAGAGGAGUCAAUCUUCUGGGACAAUGUUCAUCCUUCUCAAAAUGGUUGGCUUGCUGUCUCCACGGCUCUGCAAUCUUCUUUCCGACAACUAUACCUCUGAUCAGCAAUAUUCAAUUAUAACUACCAUAUGCUUCACUUUUAGAAUUUUAGACUAAUGUAAUAUCUGCUUCUUGAAUAUCUCGAUACGGCACUUAUAUAAUAUAUUUCAGGAGAAGUAAUAAACAUAUUCAGACAUAUCUGAUACCAUGCACUUAAUUUAUUUCAAGUUACACUUCUCUCUUCCAGUCUUCAUUAAA